Molecule: messenger RNA, 240 nt
Organism: Chaetura pelagica (chimney swift)
Lineage: Eukaryota; Metazoa; Chordata; Aves; Apodiformes; Apodidae
Product: telomerase reverse transcriptase-like
Exons: 2
Coding region: 1-240 (79 amino acids)
Biological process (GO): telomere maintenance via telomerase
Cellular component (GO): telomerase catalytic core complex
Molecular function (GO): telomeric repeat DNA binding; telomerase RNA binding
Source: RefSeq, a predicted model, not a curated record
AUGAGAGUGAAUGACUGCAUGUGGCUUCGUCUAGUGAAAGGUGAUCACUUUGUUCCUGCCUUUGAACAUUGUUUCCGUGAAGAACUUUUGGCUAAAUUCCUGUACUGGCUGAUGGAUACCUAUGUUGUUACGUUGCUCAGAUCUUUUUUUUAUGUCACCGAGACCAAGUUCCAGAAAAACACGCUUUUCUACUACCGAAAGUUUGUCUGGUGCAAGUUACAGAACAUUGGAAUUAGGUAA